AUCUGUUCAGUAGCCAAGUGUCGAUUUCUCUUGCGAAAAGUUGGCCGCUGCUUUAAGUGUUUCUAUUUAUGACAAAUUUCCUGUUAUAACACAUGAUCGGUAUACUUCCUAGUACUGAAUAUGUCUGUGGAAGUACAUACCUUCAACUAUGAAGUCCCUCAAAACGGAUGCAUUGAAGCUAAAAGCAAGUUUGAUGCUGAAUUUCGAAGGUUUGGGCUUGACCCAAGGAAGUUGGACACGUUUGAGGAACUGUACAUAUUUCUUGAGAGACUUCAUAGCUUGAAUGACAUUCCAUUUAGUGUGUGUUACACUGAUCCACAGGGUGAUUUAUUACCAAUAAAUAACGAUGAUAAUUACCAUAAAGCAAUAACGACCGCAAAACCUUUGCUCCGUAUCCAUGUUUCUAGAACAGGUGAAGGUUUUGAUGGGUAUGGCACUGUAGCAAAGAAAAGAAACCGACUCAGUACGUAUAUGGUAAACCCACCUAAGAAAUCAUCGGUUAAAAUAAGCUUGCCAGAAGAUUUUCGAAGAGUGUCAGCAAUUAUUGAUGUGGAUAUUGUGCCUGAAAGCCACCGGCGAGUACGGCUUCACAAACAUGGGUCUGAAAAACCGCUUGGAUUUUAUAUUCGCGAUGGGACAAGUGUGCGUGUGACACCUCACGGGUUGGAAAAAGUCCCAGGAAUAUUCAUUUCUAGGCUUGUUCCUGGUGGACUUGCAGAGGGUACAGGACUAUUAGCUGUAAAUGAUGAAGUGUUGGAAGUUAAUGGAAUAGAAGUUGCAGGAAAAACAUUAGAUCAAGUAACGGACAUGAUGGUUGCAAACAGUUCAAAUUUGAUAAUCACAGUGAAACCAGUUAAUCAGCGAAAUAACCUAACACCGCGGCGUACUCGGCGAGGUUCUUUAGACAGGAACUCAACAAUAUCGGGGGGCUCUGGACCUUCCACACACGAUUCAACAGUCAAUAGUGAUGAGGAGGACAUAAUACAAGAUGUUGCGGAGAAUGUUAUUAAAACUGAUGAGGACAGUGCCGUGUACACCCUAUAGAAUAAAAGAUGGCCAGGCAUGUCUCACUCUGCUGAAUGAUAAUUAUACUACGUGUAAUAACAUCAAUGGCUCAAGUCUGAUAACUCGUAUACUGACUGCUUUGUUAGUACAGACUUAUCAAUAUGCAAGGUCAUCUGUUAUUUGGGUGCUGCUUUUGUUAUUGUGCUAUCAAACUAAACUAUUAUAGGGGUUUAUGUCAGAGGUUAGUAUCAAUACAUGGCAUGUCAAAACAUCUCAUAGCUGAGGUGAGGUGUACCCUCACAUUGUCAUCACAAAUUACUAACUCACCAUAGUGGCAUGGGUGCAUGUAUUAUAUAGUAUUAUUACAAUCUAUUCAUAGGGUGCAGUUAAGCAAUAAUUAAUAGCCAACCCUCCCAUCCCUUGUAUGGUCAUACAUGUAUCUUUGUAUUCAAAAUACAUUUUUGUUUGUUUGUUUGUUUGGCAAAGACCUUUACUCCAAGCGUCUGUAUUUACAUGUACUGAGUAUGAUGUCCUACCACAGUAAUAGAUUUCAGCACAGCUGCCUUGAAUCAAAUAAUUCAUUUUCUAGAGUUCGCUCUUCUUUUAAUAAUACCAUGUACAAAUAAUUUUUAGUAGAAAUUAGAAAAUCAAUUGAAACAAAUCAUGUAUUUGAAAUUUAAUAAUUUUUUUUUAAUAUUGUUCUUGCUGAAUUUUUUCAAAAAGUAGUGUAUUUUUAUAUAACUUGUUGAUGUGCCUUAGAACGAAUGAAAUGCUGUAAAUACGUAACAACUCGCAAGUUUGAAUUGAUGAUCAUUAUUCCUCUUAUUUUCUGCUGGUAGGGUUGUUUUUCCUGGGUGUUUACAUGUAUAUUUAUGGAUUGUGGUCAGUUUGCCUGCCUGCCUGGUGUUAUUUAUUUAUAAAUAAUUUGUUCUUUUCACUGACUCUCAUAAACCUACAUCAUAACUGUAUAGUUUUAAGACAGUCAAAUGCAGGCACUGAAAUAUUUGAAUUUUUUUUUAUUUUGUGCCAUCACAUUUAGCAGUGUAAUAUUUCACAUUAAAUGUCAUUAUAAAGUAUGUUCUAAGCGCUGUACACUGCCAUCAUCCCCUUGGCUGCUCCACUGUCCAUGGACAGUCUCAAAGCUACUACCUUCAACAUUUUUACAUUUUUAUUUUUAGUUACUGCACUUUGAAUAUGUUGUUUUUGCAACUUAUUUACAAAAAAAAAAAAAAAA
This is a messenger RNA of Saccoglossus kowalevskii, 2239 nucleotides long. Its product is annotated as Par-6-like protein. Gene Ontology annotation, cellular component: apical plasma membrane; nucleus; cell cortex. Gene Ontology annotation, biological process: centrosome cycle; regulation of cellular localization; establishment or maintenance of cell polarity. Lineage: Eukaryota; Metazoa; Hemichordata; Enteropneusta; Harrimaniidae. The record is from RefSeq and is marked provisional. Gene Ontology annotation, molecular function: protein binding.